UUCAACAACAAUAUCCUGGUUAUUUCGUAUAGUCCAACGUUACCCCUGACUUUUGAAGCACGAGUAGUUUUCAUAUUUGAGCAGAUGUAACAGGAAUAUGUAGUUGAAUUGUUCGUGUUCCAAACAGCAUGUAUUAAGUUAACAGUAUCAUGUGAGUGAGCUGUCAUAUGGCACAUGCCAUGGCGACCAUAAAAAUUACCAUUCUCAUAUUGUUUACGUUCCUGAGUGGAAAAGGUGCGCUUGGAGGGUACUCGUACAUGGGCUGUUACGCCGACAGUGACGCCCGUGUGCUGCCCUACGUGGAAAAUUGGGACCUUUUCCAAACGACCUCCAAGUGUGUCGACCAUUGCAGGAACAGUGGAUACGAAUACGCAGGAACAGAGUUCUCGUGGCAGUGCUUCUGCGGAACUGCCGGGAACUUCGCCAGCCUGGCGCCUGCCGUGUCUGACGGCGAGUGUAACAUGGCCUGCCCGGGGAAGCCCUCUGAGAACUGUGGCAGCACCUGGAGGAUUUCUAUUUACGCAGCUCUGGCGCUUUCGAACGAGGUUCGGCUGGUUGGAGGGUUGGAGUCCUCUGAAGGCCGUUUGGAAGUGCGAGUGAUCAACACCGUGAACUGGGGAACCGUCUGCAGCCAGGGCUUCGACAUGAACGACCUUUGGGUCGCCUGCCGAAUGCUCGAGCUCGGACCACCGAUCAACUUCACCGGAGAUACCACGUACUUUGGACAAGGUACAGGGGAGAUCGAAAUGGCCAACUUAGAGUGCUCUGGGCACGAGCACAGCCUAUUCUCGUGUCCAUACGAGAGCGCUGGAAAUCACAACUGCACUCACAGCAGUGACGUCGGCGUCCAGUGUGUAGAAGAAGAGGACGAUGAAGGAGGCAUUGGCCUCGUGAUCGGUAUCUUCAGCGGUUUUGGAGUCGCUUUUAGUGCAGGCGGCGCUUGUGUCUGUUGGUAUCAGAAUUACAGAGCUCGCCGGGCUAGGCAACACCAAGCUGACCAAGCCCGGCGGCAGAUGGAGAUGAUGCAGUAUGCACAUGGCCAGUACACCCAGCAACCGCCUGCACAGGGCCAAUACGGCCCGGAACCAACCCAGUAUGGCCAGUAUACCCAGCCACCGACCCAGCCACCGCCCCAAUAUGGCCUGUACAGCCAGCCACCGACCCAGUAUGGCCUGUACAGCCAGCCACCGACCCAGCCGCCGCCCCAGUAUGGACAGUACACCCAGCAACCGACCCAGUAUGGCCAGUAAACCCAGGCAUCUACCCAGUGUGGUACACCCGCCACCCAGUAGUACACCCAGUGAGACGUGCACUGAGCAGCUAUACUGUGUUCCUAAUAACAUUGCUUUAUUGAGAACAUACAUUUCCUCAAUAUUAUCCACAGAACACAAAUGGAAUUGUUGUUGCUUCUAACAAUAAACAAUACCAACACAACAUCAAGUUUGCCAUUCAUAU
Branchiostoma belcheri (Belcher's lancelet) is the source of this 1455-nucleotide messenger RNA. RefSeq names its product scavenger receptor cysteine-rich type 1 protein M130-like. The transcript is spliced from 6 exons. The record is from RefSeq and is a predicted model, not a curated record. The coding region runs from base 168 to 1250 and encodes 360 amino acids. Gene Ontology annotation, cellular component: membrane. Lineage: Eukaryota; Metazoa; Chordata; Leptocardii; Amphioxiformes; Branchiostomatidae.